This is a messenger RNA of Orcinus orca (killer whale), 2572 nucleotides long. It is a transcript of the gene SCMH1, whose product is annotated as Scm polycomb group protein homolog 1. Gene Ontology annotation, cellular component: nucleus. The transcript has 16 exons. The record is from RefSeq and is a predicted model, not a curated record. Gene Ontology annotation, biological process: regulation of DNA-templated transcription. Gene Ontology annotation, molecular function: protein binding. NCBI's taxonomy places the organism in Eukaryota, Metazoa, Chordata, Mammalia, Artiodactyla, Delphinidae. Bases 406 to 2325 code for a protein of 639 amino acids.
CUUAACUCCCUGACCAGUUUUUAGUCCAUUGACUAUGCAACCUAGCGUAAUAGACUGGAAUGAUGUUAGAAAACAUAAAUAUGGUCACCUAUCAGAGUCAGCAUCCCAAUAUCAAGAAGCUACUGACAUCCUGGAGCUAGGGUUGUUAAGAAGAUUACAUGAGCUAAUGGAUGUGAAAACAUCUUAAAAACUCUCAAAUACUUUUCAACUUUGGAGGAUUAUUAUUUUCAUUUGUUCAGCGACUAUCCUCAGACUUUAAGUCAAAUCUUGUGACAUUCUUUGAAGUGAAGCAUUCUAUGAAUAUGAGCUGAAGAAAUGAAUGAAAUGAAAUAAUGCAGCAUCUAGUGCUUUUUGCAUGGCCCAAAGGGGCCCUGUGCUGCUCCACUGCAGAGGAAGCUUCAAGAAAUGCUGGUUUGCUACAGUGUUUUAGUUUGUGAGAGUCUCUGGGACCUUCCCUGCUCCAUCAUGGGGUCACCUCUAGGUCAUUUUACCUGGGACAAAUACCUAAAAGAAACAUGUUCAGUCCCAGCGCCUGUCCAUUGCUUCAAGCAGUCCUACACACCUCCAAGCAACGAGUUCAAGAUCAGUAUGAAAUUGGAAGCACAGGAUCCCAGGAACACCACAUCUACCUGUAUUGCCACAGUAGUUGGACUGACAGGCGCUCGCCUCCGCCUUCGCCUUGAUGGCAGCGACAACAAGAAUGACUUCUGGCGUCUCGUUGACUCAGCUGAAAUCCAGCCUAUCGGGAAUUGUGAGAAGAAUGGGGGUAUGCUGCAGCCUCCGCUGGGAUUUCGGCUGAACGCUUCCUCUUGGCCCAUGUUCCUUUUGAAGACGCUAAAUGGAGCAGAGAUGGCUCCCAUCAGGAUUUUCCACAAGGAACCACCAUCACCUUCUCACAACUUCUUCAAAAUGGGAAUGAAGCUGGAAGCUGUGGACAGGAAGAACCCUCAUUUCAUUUGCCCAGCCACUAUUGGGGAGGUGCGAGGCUCAGAGGUGCUUGUCACUUUUGAUGGGUGGCGAGGGGCCUUUGACUACUGGUGCCGCUUCGACUCCCGGGACAUCUUCCCUGUGGGCUGGUGUUCCUUGACUGGAGACAACCUGCAGCCGCCUGGCACUAAAGUUGUGAUUCCAAAGAAUCCCUAUCCUGCAUCCGAGGCGAACACUGAGAAGCCUGGCAUCCACAGCAACACCAAAACUGCCUUGGAGCCUCAACCAGGGCAGAGGGGGCGUAAACCAGGAAAGAAGCGGGGCCGGACACCCAAGCCCCUAAUUCCCCAUCCCAUCUCUACCCCAUCCAAGUCAGCCGAACCUUUGAAAUUCCCAAAGAAGAGGGGUCCCAAACCUGGCAGUAAGAGGAAACCUCGGACUUUGCUGAACCCACCACCCACCUCACCAACAACCAGCACCCCUGAACCGGAUACCAGCACUGUACCCCAAGAUGCUGCCACCAUCCCCAGCUCAGCCAUGCAGGCCCCCACAGUUUGUAUUUACUUGAACAAGAAUGGCAGCACAGGCCCCCACUUAGAUAAGAAGAAGGUCCAGCAGCUCCCUGACCAUUUUGGGCCAGCCCAAGCCUCCGUGGUGUUGCAGCAGGCUGUGCAGGCUUGCAUCGACUGUGCUUAUCACCAGAAAACCGUCUUCGGCUUCCUCAAACAGGGUCACGGUGGUGCAGUUAUCUCAGCCGUGUUUGACCGUGAGCAGCACACCCUCAACCUCCCAGCCGUCAACAGCAUCACCUACGUCCUCCGCUUCCUGGAGAAACUCUGCCACAACCUUCGCAGUGACAAUCUGUUUGGCAACCAGCCCUUUACACAGACUCACUUGUCACUCACCACCACAGAGUACAGCCACAGCCACGACAGGUACCUACCAGGUGAGACCUUUGCCCUGGGAAAUAGUCUGGCCCGGUCCUUGGAGCCACACUCAGACUCAAUGGACUCCACCUUGAAUCCCACCAACCUUGUCAGCACCUCCCAAAAUCUUCGAAACCCUGGGUACCGGCCUUUGCUUCCAUCCUGUGGCCUCCCACUGAGCACUGCCUCGGCUGUGCGCAGGUUCUGCUCCAGGGGGUCGGAUCGCCGGGAUGCCUCUCGACAGAGUGGCCGGGACCCCUCCUCGUGGACAGUCGAGGACGUGAUGCAGUUUGUCCGGGAAGCUGAUCCUCAGCUUGGACCCCAUGCUGACCUCUUUCGCAAACACGAGAUCGAUGGCAAGGCCCUGCUUCUGCUGCGCAGUGACAUGAUGAUGAAGUACAUGGGUCUGAAGCUGGGGCCUGCACUCAAGCUCUCCUACCACAUUGACCGGCUGAAGCAGGGCAAGUUCUGAACAGGGAGACGCAGCCUAGACAACCGAGGGAUCGAGCAGAGGGGCCAUCCUUCUCCCAGGAAGGAGGGCCAUCGGCCCCCUCCCGGGCACCUCAGUGGGGUCCGAGGCUGCCUCAGGACUCCAGGAGGCUGUGUGGAGCUGCCAGCACUGCCCCUCCUGCCAUGGUAUGUCCUUCCAUGAAGGGCCGAGACGGGCAUGGGGCCCAGGGUUGCCACUGCUCUUCCCCUCAGCCCUGCCUCGGCUCUGA